AUCACCUUGGCGACGGGAGGGGCGCGGAGCAACGCCCCUUCCGCCGGAAAUGGGUUAUAGAGCCUCCACGUGCUGUCCCUCCCCCCGCCCGGCCCGGUAGCGGCGGCUCGGCUGCUGCCAUGGAGCCCGCCGGCCUGGAACAGAUACUGCAGGAGCUGCUGCUGCCGGACACAGACCGCAUCCGGCGGGCCACCGAACAGCUCCAGACCGCUCUGCGGGACCCCACUGCCCUGCCCGCGCUCUGCGACCUGCUGACGUCGGCGGGCGACCCUCAGAUCCGGCAGUUCGCAGCUGUGCUGACCCGCAGACGACUGAGCACUGGCUGGCGGCGGCUGGUGGUGGAGCAACGGGAGAGCCUCAAGUCCCUGAUCCUGACGGCCCUCCAAAGAGAGACAGAGCAUUCUGUGAGCCUUAGCCUGGCCCAGCUCUCAGCUACCAUUUUUCGAAAGGAAGGCCUGGAGGCCUGGCCUCAGCUCAUGCAGCUUCUUCAGCACAGUACCCACAGCCCCCACAUCCCAGAGAGAGAGAUGGGGCUUUUGCUGCUAAGUGUGGUGGUAACCUCCCGGCCUGAAGCCUUCCGACCCCACCACCGGGAGCUUCUUCGGCUUCUGAAUGAGACCCUGGGUGAGGUGGGCUCUCCUGGGCUCCUCUUCUAUUCCCUGCGCACUCUGACCACCAUGGCUCCUUACCUCGGCACUGAUGAUGUGCCUCUUGCGCGGAUGUUGGUGCCCAGGCUCAUCACGGCCGUGCAGGCUUUGAUCCCUGUAGAUGAGGCAAAGGCCUGUGAGGCCUUGGAGGCCCUGGAUGAACUGCUGGAGUCAGAGGUGCCCAUCAUCACCUCCCACCUCUCAGAGGUCCUCACAUUCUGCCUGGAGGUGGCUAAAAAUGUGGCCUUGGGUGACGCAAUACGUGUGCGUGUUCUCUGCUGCCUCACAUUCUUGGUCAAAGUGAAGAGCAAGGCUUUACUGAAGAAUCGUCUCCUGCCACCCUUGCUGCACACCCUUUUCCCCAUCAUGGCUGCUGAGCCCCCCCUGGGCCAGCUGGAUCCUGAGGACCAGGAUUCAGAAGAGGAAGAGCUGGAGAUUGGGCUGGUGGGGGAGACACCCAAGCACUUUGCUGUACAGGUCGUGGACAUGCUGGCACUCCAUUUGCCCCCUGAGAAGCUCUGUCCCUUGUUGAUGCCCAUGCUGGAAGAGGCCUUGAGGAGCGAGAACCCCUACCAGCGCAAGGCUGGGCUCCUGGUGCUGGCGGUGCUCUCCGAUGGAGCUGGCGACCACAUCAGGCAGAGACUGCUGCCCCCACUGCUGCAGAUCGUGUGCAAGAGCCUGGAGGAUCCGUCCCUGGUUGUUCGCAACGCUGCACUCUUCACUCUGGGCCAGUUCUCGGAGAACCUACAGCCCCACAUCAGUAGCUAUUCCGGGGAGGUGAUGCCGCUGCUCCUCACCUACCUGAAAUCAGUGCCUUCCGGGCACACACAUCACCUGGCCAAGGCCUGCUAUGCCCUGGAGAACUUUGUGGAGAACCUAGGGCCUAAAGUGCAGCCCUACCUUCUGGAGCUUAUGGAGUGUAUGCUGCAGCCUCUGAGGAAACCCAGCAGCCCCCGGGCCAAGGAACUGGCUGUGAGCGCCCUGGGGGCCAUUGCCACUGCUGCCCAGGCCUCCGUGCUGCCCUACUUCCCCACCAUCAUGGAGCACCUGCGGGAGUUCCUGUUGACAGGCCACGAGGAUCUUCAGCCUGUGCGGAUCCAGAGCCUGGAGACACUUGGGGUGCUGGUUCGAGCAGUGGGGGAGCCCAUGAGACCCCUGGCUGAGGAAUGCUGCCAGUUGGGGCUGGGCCUGUGUGACCAGGUAGACGACCCUGACUUGCGGCGCUGCACGUACAGCCUGUUUGCAGCCUUAUCGGGGCUGAUGGGUGAGAGCCUGGCUCCCCACUUGCCACAAAUCACCACACUCAUGCUGUCGUCCCUGCGUUCCACCGAGGGCAUUGUGCCUCAGUACGACGGAAACAGUGCCUUCCUUCUGUUUGAUGACGAGAGCGAUGGGGAAGAAGAGGAGGAGCUCAUGGAUGAGGACGAGGAGGAGGACUCAGAGAUCUCAGGGUACAGCGUGGAAAACGCCUUCUUCGAUGAGAAGGAAGACACCUGUGCUGCCUUGGGGGAGAUCUCUGUGAAUGCCAGUGUGGCCUUCCUUCCCUACAUGGAGACUGUCUUUGAAGAAGUGUUCAAACUGCUGGAGUGCCCUCACCUGAACGUGCGAAAGGCAGCCCACGAGGCCCUGGGUCAGUUCUGCUGUGCGCUGCACAAAGCCUGUCAAAGCUGCCCCUCGGAACCCAACGCUGCUGCUCUGCAGGCUGCCCUGGCCCGGGUGGUGCCAUCCUACAUGCAGGCAGUGAACGGGGAGCAGGAGCGCCAGGUGGUGAUGGCUGUGCUGGAGGCCCUGACAGCGGUGCUUCGUGGCUGUGGGAACCUGGCUCUGCAGCCCCCUGGGCGGCUUGCGGAGCUCUGCCACAUGCUCAAGGCUGUGCUGCAGAGGAAGAUAGCCUGUCAGGAUGCGGACGAGGAGGAGGAAGAGGACCAGGCUGAAUACGAUGCCAUGUUGCUGGAGCACGCUGGCGAGGCCAUCCCUGCCCUGGCAGUUGCGGCUGGCGGGGACGCCUUUGCCCCCUUCUUUUCUGGCUUCCUGCCGUUACUGCUCUGCAAGACAAAACAGGGCUGCACAGUGGCAGAGAAGUCCUUUGCGGUGGGGACGCUGGCUGAGUCUAUCCAGGGCCUGGGUGCCGCUUCGGCCCAGUUUGUGUCCCGGCUGUUCCCUGCACUGCUGAGCACUGCCCGGGAGACAGACCCCGAGGUGCGGAGCAAUGCCAUCUUCGGGCUGGGCGUGCUGGCAGAGCACGGGGGCCGCCCUGCCCAGGAACACUUCCCCAAGCUGCUGGGGCUCCUCUUGCCCCUGCUGGCGCGGGAGCGCCAUGAUCGUGUCCACGACAACAUCUGUGGGGCACUUGCCCGCCUGCUGAUGGCCAGUCCCACAAGGAAACCGGAGCCCCAGGUGCUGGCUGCUCUGCUGCAUGCCCUGCCACUGAAGGAGGACUUGGAGGAGUGGGUCACCAUAGGACAUCUCUUCAGCUUCCUGCAUCAGAGCAGCCCUGACCAGGUUGUAGAUGUGGCUCCCGAGCUCUUGCGCAUUUGUAGCCUCAUUCUGGCUGAGAACAAGAUCCCAGCAGACACCAAGGCGGCACUGCUGCUGCUCCUGACAUUCUUGGCCAAACAGCACUCCGACAGCUUCUAUUCGGCACUGGGCUCGCUGCCUGCUGACAAGGCUCAAGAGCUCCAGGCCAUCCUGGGCCUCACGUAGACCAAGGGCAGCCGCUGGGCCAGAGAACAGAGCCUGCCCAGGCCCAAGCCCAGCUCUCAGCCCAGUUCCAGCUCACGCCUUACCAAAGAUUCUGGGCCUGGGCCUCCUACCCACUUGGAGUCUCAGCCUUACUUGCUGCCUUCCCUGAGGCUGGAUUUGUCAUUCUGUGGGACAGUAUAAAAGGAGUCAUGACACCA
Molecule: messenger RNA, 3547 nt
Organism: Phacochoerus africanus (Common warthog)
Lineage: Eukaryota; Metazoa; Chordata; Mammalia; Artiodactyla; Suidae
Gene: IPO4
Product: importin 4
Exons: 30
Coding region: 120-3350 (1076 amino acids)
Biological process (GO): protein import into nucleus
Cellular component (GO): nucleus; cytoplasm
Molecular function (GO): nuclear import signal receptor activity; small GTPase binding
Source: RefSeq, a predicted model, not a curated record